UCCACUGUAAAAUCCGAAGUGUCAGCACUGUCCUUUAUAUCAACCGCACGGUGACGUUAACAUGCCGCCAUGAGUCAAGACACAAUACGAGGAAAUCCCCAAGGCCGAGAAAACGACGAGAGGCCCCUUUAAAUCGACGCUUCCUCCGUGUUGUGCCAAGAGAGAGAGAGAGGGAGAGAGAGAGCUCUGAUAAACAACAACACUGUUCUCAGAAGCCGCUUUUACCGGAUCCAGCUCUGUACUGUGGCAUCGGUGAAGAACAGGCAACGAGGACUUUCUGUCUGUUCUGUCCAACAUUUUGUCGUCUGUCGUUCAUACAUUCAUUGUUGAAUGCCAUUGCGGAAGUGAGAAGCUUUUCGACACGACACAAAGCUUGGGCUGUAGGGACAUCUAGCGGCCAAUCAGGAGAAGGCGCCUACUAGAGAUGUACGGAGCUUCAGGUAUCCCAGAGCUCAUCCCGCCCAGCGGGCCCCCCCGGCAGCCGGGUCCGGCAGGCCAGUUCAACCCGGGACACCCCCAGGUCAACGGCGACGGCGGUGGGGCCAACCCUCAGAGACUGGGACAGAGGGCACCCAAGCUGGGCCAGAUUGGUCGGUCCAAGAAAGUGGACUUGGAAGAUGAAGACUUGGAUGACAUCAUGAACAACAACGGGCAGUGUCCUGUAUCCCUGUCGCCCAUCUCCUAAACUUCACCAAGAAGUGCCAAAAAAAUCCCCCGGGACGCCAAAACUCCCCGUCAGUGAUCUUGGCCUUGAGCCUGUCAAGUGUCCUACUGAAGCCUCUGAUGGCUCAACAAGGCACAAAAAACAGCUCAUUUAGCGCCAGCUGAAGUCUAGGCACUGAUUGUACAUAGUGUUUAUUUAACUUACCUUUGGUCAGACUGUGAAUGAAUUGCAUUGCAUCGCCCUCUACUCUAUACCUCGGUAGACAGUAGACUAUCAGGACUUGAGAAAGAUUCGGAGAAAGUGUCUAUAUUUUUCAAAGCUUCUUAACAAGGGCUAUGUUUCUAAAGUUGCACUGAGCAAAUCGUUAGAUGAAAAGCAGCUUCUCACCUGCCUUUUUUUCUGUUUUGAGGGUUUCUCAUUGUUGGUUGUGUGAGGGAACACAGGCCUGUUAAUGUGUAUCACACAGGUCAAAUGUUAAGCUUUGGUUGUGCAAUGACUAUCAUUCUCUACUCUCACACUGAUGCAAGUGGUGUACUAAUAUUAAGUGGAUGAAAGCUCGCUAUUUACUGAAAAAAAACAAAAAACAACUACUGCUAAUUAUUGUUUAAAAAAUGAGAAGAAACACUUUGUUGUGUUAUGGCUUCUACAUGUUUUUUACUUUUUUCUGAAUGGAAAUUUGCUUCAGUCAUCUAAAACUGAGUUUUAUUAUGUUUCCAAAUGGUGCACUUUGUGGGAAUGCCUGUUAUGUGAAGUGACAUGUUGCAGAAUUCUAUGCAUGGAGUCUGUUAAAGCAUCAAAACAUGUAACUGGUAUCCUGUUAUUAAGGGCUAUGUAGUAGUAUUUCAAACCACACCACCAUUAUGCUCUUUAGAUCAUGCAGAGUCAACAUUUUCCUAAGCUCAUUGUUGGCUUUAGCUGCAGCCUCAGCAGUAAAAUAUCGUGAACAACAACAUAUUUAUGGAGGUUUUGUUUGUUUUCAAAGGCAGGGUGUUGCAGUUGGCCAGACAACUGUGAUAAAAAUACAUGUACAGUUCUAAAUGUAUUGAAUAAAUUGCCAAAUGAUACUUGAUGCUUUAAUCAGAUUGAUAAGUAAAAUGGAUUCUGAUUGGCACACAGACAUACAUAAUGAACAACACUAACUUUGUAUUAAUAUUUAGUUAUACAGCAGUAAUCUGCUUGUUAAGCUACACCCAGAUGGAGUCAGUGUCGUUCAGGUUCAGGUGAACUAUUUAAAGAUAAUGUCAACCUUUACAAUUGCAGUAUGAGAUUAUGAAAACAAGCAGCCUAUGAUUAGCUCUCACUGCUGAGACAAUCUUAACACUGAUGGGUUUUUUGGGUCAUUUGGGUUUUUUAAAGAUUGCAGUGGACCUUGAAAUGACAUAUUAUUGUCUGUAAAGACUCAUGCUGAUGUCAUGUUACUUAGUCGGCUGUGAAAUUGUUACUAGUUCACUUUUACUUUUUUGCGUCAUGGAAGCACUGCAUUUCACAGCUCGUUCUCUGGCUCGAAGAUUGUUGUUUGGGUUGUGGUUAUCAUUUGCAUGGAAAUGGUAGACUUUUCAUAAUGCAUCUCGGGAAAUAAAAGAUGAAUCUUUGUGGAA
Molecule: messenger RNA, 2262 nt
Organism: Siniperca chuatsi (mandarin fish)
Lineage: Eukaryota; Metazoa; Chordata; Actinopteri; Centrarchiformes; Sinipercidae
Exons: 3
Coding region: 425-685 (86 amino acids)
Biological process (GO): negative regulation of protein kinase activity
Molecular function (GO): calcium-dependent protein kinase inhibitor activity; protein kinase binding
Source: RefSeq, a predicted model, not a curated record